Messenger RNA from Rhinichthys klamathensis goyatoka, 3069 nucleotides. RefSeq names its product potassium channel tetramerization domain containing 5a (gene kctd5a). The coding region runs from base 85 to 759 and encodes 224 amino acids. Gene Ontology annotation, molecular function: cullin family protein binding. The transcript has 6 exons. Gene Ontology annotation, cellular component: cytoplasm; Cul3-RING ubiquitin ligase complex. Lineage: Eukaryota; Metazoa; Chordata; Actinopteri; Cypriniformes; Leuciscidae. Gene Ontology annotation, biological process: protein homooligomerization; proteasome-mediated ubiquitin-dependent protein catabolic process. The record is from RefSeq and is a predicted model, not a curated record.
UACACACACUUCCUGCUCUAGUCUCGUUCUGAGUCAGCUCAGUUCCAUCAGUCGACAGCCAGUCAGCGGGAGCGCAGAGGAGGGAUGGCGGAGAAGAGCCCUGACCCGAGCGGCUCGAAUGGUCGGAGGUGUCCCGUUCUUUUUCCCGGUGAGAGACUGCAGCCGUCGGGAAGCGGCUCGUCCAAAUGGGUUCGUCUGAACGUCGGCGGCACGUACUUUCUCACAACGAGACAAACGCUGUGCAGAGACCCGAAAUCUUUCCUGUACCGCCUGUGCCAGGCCGACCCCGACCUCGACUCUGACAAGGAUGACACGGGUGCUUAUUUGAUAGACCGUGAUCCCACUUAUUUUGGUCCGGUGCUCAACUAUCUGAGACAUGGGAAGCUGGUGCUGAACAGAGGCCUUGCAGAGGAAGGUGUGCUGGAAGAGGCUGAAUUCUACAAUAUCACUUCAUUGAUUAAACUGGUUAAAGACAAAAUCAGGGAGCGGGAUUGUAAAACGGCCCAGCUGCCCGUGAAGCACGUCUACAGAGUCCUACAGUGUCAGGAGGAGGAGCUGACACAGAUGGUCUCCACCAUGUCAGAUGGCUGGAAGUUUGAACAGUUGGUUAGUAUCGGCUCUUCGUACAACUAUGGAAAUGAGGAUCAAGCUGAGUUCCUCUGCGUGGUCUCUAAGGAGCUGCACAAUCAGUCAUACGGCACAAACAGCGAGCCCAGUGAAAAGGCCAAGAUUCUUCAAGAACAAGGCUCUCGAAUGUGAAACAACUGUUUUAUUUCCUCCGGUCCUGCAGUUGCCGGGCAAAACAACGUGCACCAUAUCACACCGAGAGAGAAAUUUGACAAGCGGAAUGACAACCUAUUUAAAGUGGAUGUUCUGUUUUGAUUUCGAAUAAUUGACACUUGUUUGUGCCUGCACAGUUAUACCGGACUGUUGGUUCUUGACAUCGGCAGAUCUAUCUGAAUCGUUUUGUUUGAAAGGUAGGAAUAUGCACGUCAUUAGUAAGCUGAGCAAAAAGGGCCUCAAUCACGUCUGGUCCAAUCAUAUUUACUCAGGGUCUCUAAUCGACUUUCACAAAAUAUGUUUAUCACAUCAUUUGUGGUCCAAUGAGCAAUUUUGUCAAAAAAAAUAAAAAAAUAUAUAUAUAUUUAAAACUGUAUAUAUUAUGCCAGGAAGUUAAAUCUCAUCAUUUGACAUUAUAAUUAAGAGUGAAAAAAGUAUUUUUGAUUGAGAUUACAAUAUUCAGAUGGCUUAUGUGUAACGUUGACUGGUAAGGAAUGGUGGAUUUUUAUAGCAAGGAUUUUUGUUUUAGCAUGUUUGUAGGAACAGAUGAGAUGAUUUUGUUGAUUUUUUUUUUUACUUGCGUAGUGUUAGUUUUUAUACCAGAAGGGUGAAAGAACAUCCAUAACAGUUUGCCUCAAAGUUUCCUCACGUUUUGUGAGGUUUUGCUGUUGCUGCCUUGAGUUGGUUAAAAACAGAACAGAAAAAUGUUUGUCUUCCAUCCCCACAUUCAUUCCAUUAGGAUUUUUGUUAAACUGGAACUUUUAUUUAAAUGUUUUUUUUUUUUCAUGACCCCAAAAAAAAACACCCGACACUGUUAACAAAUGAAACGCGUUGACUUUGUGAAAGAGAUGUUUAUAGCUAGAUUUGGUUUAGAUGGAGAAUUAAGGCAAGGCUACAAAGGAAUUGAGCCUGAUUUGUUUUGGCAAUACCGUUUCGAACAACGCUUUACUUACAUGACAGUGACUGUUAAUUAGUGGUGUUGUAGGGCGUCUUUUGUUCACACUUUGGUAAGUGAUGGAGACCGAAAGGGCACUUCUAGAAGAGUGAAAAAAUAUUAUCCACAUAGUUUAACACUGCAGUUUUUGAUUUGCUUUGUUUCAACUUGUUCAAGUUGAAUUUAGAUUCCAAAUAUACAUAAUCCUGUAGUUUUAUUUUAAAAAAAUAAUAAUAUUUUGACAAUGUUGCCUUUAACGAACCUACACAAGAUCUGAAUUUCAUUUGGAAUUGUGGUCAGGGAAAUAACACAUCACUUUUGCUAGGCUAAAAGCAUAUCUAUUUGACGUUGUGUAUAUAGACUAAAGAGCAUAAUAUUCAGUGCAUGUUAUUUUUCCUAAUCCUCUCACACACACACACACACACACACACACACAAAGGGCUUUUACUAGUGGAAUACAAGCUAUAAUUUUUUGCAGAGAUUCAUCCGAUCUCUUAAUAUUGCCUGAUCAAGGCGAAGUUUACAUGGCUAGUGUUUUAUAACAAUAAUACUACACGUUUACUUACCUUGACUAUGUGACACCACAUUCUAGUUUGGUUUCAAGAACUGUAUGUUUACAUAUCCUCUCAAUUACCUAGUUAGUUACUGUCAACCUUGUGUCUUAGCAGCUAGAGAGGAGGUUUGGGUCCUUAUCAGUGGAGUGUUCUGUUGCUUGCUCACUGAGUCAGUGUCUCGUGGUGAAAUGUGCCUCUGUUAAAGCCUCCGAGGCUCCACACAGUGCGUGGCAUCCAGACAGCGCACUGAAAACACCCAUCGCUCACCGCCGACGUCCAGGCCGAGACACUGGAGAGUGAUGGUUAUCAUCACUGUGUAGGGCGCUGCAGCCCUUAAACUCGUUUUUUUUUUAACGUCCUGCCUCCCAGAUCUUGGUGGAGAAAGUAGGAUGUGCACACUGAUGCACCGAUCACACGUCUCCAUUAUGCCUGCUUGCAUUAACUCGUUUCUGAUGGGCACCAGUUUUGUUUUGUUUUCCUGAGGCGGGCAUGGGUGUCUGAUGUCAUGCCUCCGAUUUUUCUUUUUCUUUCGUUCUCCAUUAAAAGCGUGCAAUCUGCAAAAUGUAUUUUGAAAAUGGGCAGAAGCGGACUGAUAUGUCUUUUGCUCCACUUUGUCACUGCUGUUCCUAUACUCUAUUAUCCUAUAACAUGUUUUUGUAUUUGUAUUUUUUUUAUUAUGCUUACAAUUUGUGUAUUCACAUAGUAUAUUAUAUAUGUAAUUGCAAGUUACGACCGGGGAAAAUGUAUAUGAUGGUAAUGCUAGAACCUGGUCAAACUAAAUAAACACUUUUGAAUUCUGAA